AUGUGCCCAGCAUCACUCGCAAACUCCUCGGUUCCACGCCCGACGAUGGCAGUCCUUCAGCGCUGCACGCUUACGCGAAGCGUGCGGCUACAAGCACUCACGGACCCGAGUCUAUUUGCCGGUCUGACUUUAGGUUACAUGAGCUUGGACGAGACCCAGCUUAAUGUGUUGAGCAUGAGCGGCACUCCUCAACAAAAACGUUACGCUGAGAAGAUCAUGCCUAUCAGGAAAAACGGUCAUUUACUGCUGGUGACACUACUUCUUGCUAAUAUGAUCGUCAACGAGACUCUGCCUGUCAUCUCCGACCCCAUUCUCGGUGGCGGAGUGCAGAGUGUAGUCGUCAGUACCGUCCUAAUUGUCAUCUUCUCGGAAAUUAUUCCGCAAUCGUUGUGCACCCGACAUGGUCUUUACUUUGGCGCUCAAAUGGCAGGCUUCACUCGAGGCUUAAUCUAUCUUCUUGGCGUCAUUGCAUGGCCUGUUGCCAAACUUUUGGAGUUAGUACUCGGUCCCCAUCAUGGAAUUAUGUACCGUAGAGGAGAACUGAAAGAGCUCAUCGCAUUGCAUUCGUCAAUGUCUCCCCUUGGUGGCGAUCUCAAGACUGAUACGGUCACAAUUAUCGGAGCUACUCUUGACCUACAAGAGAAAGUGGUGAAGCAGGCGAUGACUCCCAUUGAGAACGUUUUCAUGUUAUCGAUUAACUCGAAACUCGAUUAUGCACUUAUGAAGAAGAUUUGCCUUACUGGACACAGUCGUGUCCCUGUAUAUGAAGAGGUCGAGAUCCCUGCUGAUGCAUCAGAUCGCAUGUUGAAGGUUAAGAAGAUAAUCGGUAUUCUGCUCGUUAAACAUUGUCUUCUUCUUGAUCCGAAAGAUGCAGUUCCUUUGCGCAGGAUUCCACUGAACAAGGUCCCUUUCGUACCAAAUAACGAGUCUCUUCUCGGCAUUCUGGACAGAUUUCAAGAGGGUCAUUCACACAUGGCUAUUGUCUCUCGCUUUAGCGUCGAGAAAGCUGCUUCAGUCAAGAAAGUCGCCAAGCAGAAGGAUAACACUAAGAACCAAGACGGAGAAAAGGCAUCGCAAGAGAUAUCCUGUGCUGAUGAACUGGACGCUGAUGGUCAAUCCACACUACGCGGAGACGACAAAGAUUCAGCUAUACAUAUACCCCAGCGAGCUGUCCGGACCGGCCGUGGGCGAGGACGCCCCUCGCAACGCGGUAGGGUAAGGCGUGACAUAGAAAUGGGUAUUAUUAAAGAGCAGGCCGUUCAAGAUGAUACCGCCAAAGAGAAGAAACUCCGUAUACCUCGCUCGGCGUCUGCGCUGGAGCAAAGCAUCCCUGAUGACGCUGUUCUGACGAAAGAAGGUGCCGAGGACUUUUUACAGGUCAUUGAUCCCGCAAUAAUGCCACUCGGCAUUAUUACCCUGGAAGAUGUCCUCGAAGAACUUAUUGGUGAAGAAAUCUAUGACGAAUUCGAUCAGGAUGGUGCUCGUGGCACUAUCUCGUCUUACGUCCCAACAGAACAUCCACCUCUUUUAGAGGUCCAUGGGGAAUCCUUACCUGACCUACACUCUACAGCCGCACGGCCUAUUGAGGCGGUCAAGCCUGCUCCCACCGGUCCAGUCCUGCGUCCACUGUCGCUGAACCCCCCGACACCUCAUGAGACGGACGAAGUUGUCUCGAAGACUUCAGCAUUAUCUCCCACCAACGAUAGUAUCAAGGAGCAGGUCACACCUGAGACAGUCAUUCCGGUCAUUCAGACCCUAGAAGCCUUGGCAGCGAUGGAUGAGCCGCAAGACAUGCUCCAGCCCGCAAACACAACUAACGCUGCAUCCACUUCACCUGAGGGUUCUCUUUCGGCACCUAAUUUCACCAUGAAGAAGAGAUCUGCUUCUAUUGCUGGGAUUGCCACUUCUGUUCCCGGUUCUGUCAGCGCCCCUGGUACACGAUCUUCGUCACCAGCACCGUCUUUGGAAGCUAUCCUAUUUGAGAGAAAACGUCGUCUCACUGCCGCUAAGGAGUCGGGGAUGAGCCCGCCUCCCGUUCCUCUACCGAGUGAUGCAGGGAAGUUCAAGAGCAGUCCCUUGACUGGUGGAGAACGUAGCCGAAUUGUUGUCGCCGAACAAGUCAUGCAAGAUACGAUGAACGCUGCUGACAAGGAACGGAUACUGGAUGAGGGUGAUGACGUUGCUCAUGACAAGAAGGAGGACGACAGCGGUUACUUAUAA
Suillus subalutaceus is the source of this 2220-nucleotide messenger RNA. RefSeq lists its product as uncharacterized. Gene Ontology annotation, biological process: magnesium ion homeostasis. Gene Ontology annotation, cellular component: intracellular membrane-bounded organelle. Bases 1 to 2220 code for a protein of 739 amino acids. The record is from RefSeq and is a predicted model, not a curated record. NCBI's taxonomy places the organism in Eukaryota, Fungi, Basidiomycota, Agaricomycetes, Boletales, Suillaceae. The transcript is spliced from 12 exons.